This is a messenger RNA of Coffea eugenioides, 1437 nucleotides long. RefSeq lists its product as uncharacterized. Bases 263 to 1288 code for a protein of 341 amino acids. The transcript has 4 exons. NCBI's taxonomy places the organism in Eukaryota, Viridiplantae, Streptophyta, Magnoliopsida, Gentianales, Rubiaceae. The record is from RefSeq and is a predicted model, not a curated record.
AAUAAAAGUUAGAGAGAGAAAACAAAUAGAGAUUAGUGUUGGAGAGACAUAGGGAGCUUGUUUGUGAGAUUUUGAUAUUAAGCCAACAAAUUUGUUUUCAGUAGUAAUUUAAGAGUUCUUGUUCUCUUUUAUUGCUCCCUGUCCUAAAAGAUCAGUACCUGAAAAUUCCAUUCUUGUUAUAGUUAGUCUUCCUCCUCCUUGUCUUUCUCUCAUCAAAAUCGUUUCCCCUUUUGAGUCUUUAAUCGUUCAUGCUUACAAAACCAUGAGGAUCAGGAAACGUUUUCCUCCCUCAGCAUCAAUCUCUUCAGCUGCCCCGUCAGAUCCCCAGCUCAACCGGUCACCGGUGGUGCAACCACUCAUACAAGUAAAUCCCCAUCAGAAUCUUCAUAUGGUGCAAGAAGAGGCAAAGCACAACAAUCCCAAAAAUCCCGAUCCUCAAAAUCAGCCCUUCCAGCAACCAAAUAGUCAAGCAAUCACGACCACAAAUGAAAAUCCCACAUGGGAUUUUCUCAACAGCGGUGUUGAUGAAGAGAAGUUGAAGCAAAAGGAAAUUGAAGGGAAGGAGAUUAAAGAUGAGAGGUGUAGCUGUAAUGAUACAAGGAAGGAUAGCAUUCAAGGAGAAUUAUCUACUACGCAGUUUCCUCUGCCAUCAUCUUCUUCUUCACCAGUUAUUGAGAGAUGGUGUGAAGGGGAUAAAGUUGUUCCAUUGAAGAAAAGAAAAGGGAGCUUUGAGACAAUUAACAUUGCAAGCAAAGAAACAACAAAGGCGAAAAUGAAGUCGAAAACAAACAAGAAAUGUUUGCUACAAAGUGGUGAUGGACAUGAAGGGAUCAAGAAAACGAUGUCUAGUGCUGGUGCAAAGAAGAGCAAGAGAGGCAGCGUUAUCAUGGAGGGUUCGCGGUGCAGUCGCGUUAACGGGCGAGGAUGGAGGUGUUGCCAACAGACUCUUGUAGGUUAUUCCUUGUGCGAGCAUCAUUUAGGUAAAGGAAGGCUAAGAAGCAUGACUAGCGUUCGAAACAGUGCCAUGACUAAUCAGAUUGGUGCAAAUGAGAAGGAUGAAAUAACUGCACCACUGUCGAGUUUGCAAGAAAAAGAAGUGGUGAAAUCUUUGUCAAGCAAGAUUAAUAGUAAUGAUUUUGAUGAUCAGGAUGAUGAUGAGAAGAAGCCAUUGGUGGGGGUAAAGAAAAGAAUGAAGCUCGGUGCAGUUAAAGCUAGAUCCAUGAGCAGCCUCUUAGGCCAGACAGAUACUAAUAUGGUAGUGGGAUCUAAUGGCAACAACCAUAUAUAGUGACUAAAUCAUAAAUGGUGAACAUGAAUAUGCUCUAUUUCAUGAGAAAACUUUAAUUUCGAAAGGUAUGUUUGCUGGCUGCGGAUGUUGAUCAAUUAGAUCAUGCAACUGUUAAUACUUUCGUUUUAAGUGUUUUCCUUUCUGGUGUU